AUGGAGGAAGAGAGGAGGGAGUCGAAGAGACCAGCGAGUGCAGAUAGGGAAGAAGAUAAGCAAGGAGAGGAAGAGAUGGAGAAAUUCUACGCUUUGCUGGAGAACAUUAGAGCGAUGAGAGACUCCCUGAGGAGGAGCAGGCAUAAGAGGAUGAAGAAGGAAGCAGCAAAGCCUGUUUGGAAGCCGAGGUUUGAGAUGGAGGACUUCAAGGAGGAGGCUGGAGUCUGCAGCUCGGCGAUCAGCGUGACGUCGAAUCCACCACCCAAGGAUGGGGAGAGAAGGCAUGGGAAGGAGGAAGAGGAGAGAGAGGAGAAGAGCAGUUUGGAUCUCUCCCUCUCCCUCUCCCUCUAG
Musa acuminata subsp. malaccensis (wild Malaysian banana) is the source of this 351-nucleotide messenger RNA. Its product is annotated as NRR repressor homolog 1-like. Lineage: Eukaryota; Viridiplantae; Streptophyta; Magnoliopsida; Zingiberales; Musaceae. Gene Ontology annotation, biological process: regulation of systemic acquired resistance. The record is from RefSeq and is a predicted model, not a curated record.